AACCUGAAACUCUCACAUUCCUGGCAUAGCAGCCGCCUCCGGCGCUGGCCGACCCUGGGGCUGCGUGCUGGGGCCCUAGCGGCCAGAGCGUCGGCGCCACGGCCGAGACCACACCUCAGCCGCCGCGCUGAGCCGAGCCGGGCCGGGCCGGGUCGUCGGGUCUGACCGCGCCGAGCACCCGCGGGCCGCUGCGGUGCUCUGGGGCCAGGUGCCGCUGGCCUCUGUCCAGGCAGUUGUGUGCAAGCCCAGGAAGCAUGAGGACACUGGAAGACUCCUCGGGUACGGUCCUGCACCGCCUCAUCCAGGAGCAGCUGCGCUAUGGCAACCUGACCGAGACCCGCACGCUGCUGGCCAUCCAGCAGCAGGCCCUACGGGGUGGGGCUGGGGCUGGGGGCACAGGGAGCCCCCAGGCCCCCCUGGAGAUCGUGGCCCCCGAGGACAGUCAGGUGCUGCAGCAGGCCACAAGGCAGGAGCCCCAGGGCCAGGAGCACCAGGGCACCGAGACCCACCUGGCAGAGAACAGCCUCUACCGGCUGUGCCCACAGCCCGGCAAGGGCGAGGAGCUGCCCACCUAUGAGGAGGCCAAAGCCCACUCGCAGUACUAUGCGGCCCAGCAGGCGGGGCCCCAGCCACAUAUGGGAUACCGGGAUCCCCGCGGGGCCCCGGGUGGCAGUCGGAGGCAGGAUGAGGCCCUGCGUGAGCUGAGGCACGGGCACGUGCGCUCCCUGAGCGAGCGGCUCCUGCAGCUGUCCCUGGAGAGGAACGGGGCCCGUACCCCCAGCCACAUGAGCGCCUCCCACAGCUUCCCCCAGCUGGCCCGCAACCAGCAGGGACCCCUGCCCAGGGGCGCCCCUGCAGAGGGCCCGGAGCCCCGCGGACCUCCACCUCAGUACCCACACAUCGUGCUAGCUCAUGAGACCACCUCCGCUGUCACCGACCCGCGGUACCGCACCCGUGGCAGCCCGCACUUCCAGCAUGCGGAAGUAAGGAUCCUGCAGGCCCAGGUGCCCCCUGUGUUCCUCCAGCAGCGGCAGCAGUACCAGUACCUGCAGCAGCCCCAGGAGCACCCCCCGCCCCCAUCCCCGGCUCCCCUCAGCCAGGGCCCACUAGGCUCCCUCAGCCUACCCGGGGUGGAGGCCCCAGCAAGCGCCCAGGCCUCCUCGGGCAGUGGCCACCUGGCCCAGAUGGAGACUGUGCUGAGGGAGAAUGCCAGGCUGCAGAGGGACAACGAGAGGCUGAAGAGGGAGCUGGAGAGCUCGGCGGAGAAGGCCGGCCGCAUCGAGAAGCUGGAGAGCGAAAUCCAGCGGCUCUCUGAGGCCCACGAGAGCCUGACGAGGGCCUCUUCCAAGCGGGAGGCCCUGGAGAAGACUAUGCGGAACAAGAUGGACAGUGAGAUGAGGCGGCUGCAGGACUUCAACCGGGAUCUGAGAGAGAGAUUGGAAUCUGCAAACCGGCGCCUGGCAAGCAAGACACAGGAAGCGCAGGCAGGCAGUCAGGACAUGGUGGCCAAGUUGCUGGCUCAAAGCUACGAGCAGCAGCAGGAGCAGGAGAAGCUGGAGCGGGAGGUGGCACUGCUGCGCGGAGCCAUCGAGGACCAGCGGCGGCGGGCCGAGCUGCUGGAGCAGGCUCUGAGCAAUGCCCAGGGCCGGGCGGCGCGAGCCGAGGAGGAGCUGCGGAAGAAGCAGGCCUACGUGGAGAAGGUGGAGCGGCUGCAGCAGGCCCUGGGGCAGCUGCAGGCUGCCUGCGAGAAGCGUGAGCAGCUGGAACUACGGCUGCGGACGCGCCUGGAGCAGGAACUCAAGGCCCUGCGUGCGCAGCAGAGACAGGCAGGCAGCCCCAGUGGUGGCAGUAGCGGCGGUGGGUCCCCGGAGCUCAGUGCCCUGCGGCUGUCGGAGCAGCUACGAGAGAAGGAGGAGCAGGUCCUGGCACUGGAGGCCGACAUGACCAAGUGGGAGCAGAAGUAUUUGGAGGAACGUGCCAUGAGGCAGUUUGCCAUGGAUGCGGCCGCCACGGCUGCCGCCCAGCGCGACACCACUCUCAUCCGGCACUCCCCCCAGCCCUCGCCCAGCAGCAGCUUCAACGAGGGCCUGCUCACUGGCGGCCACAGGCAUCAGGAGAUGGAAAGCAGGUUAAAGGUGCUCCAUGCCCAGAUCCUGGAGAAGGAUGCGGUGAUCAAGGUCCUUCAGCAGCGCUCCAGGAAGGAUCCUGGCAAGGCCACCCAGGGCUCCCUGAGGCCCGCCAAGUCGGUGCCAUCUAUCUUCGUGGCUGCAGCAGCAGGGGUCCAGGGCUGGCAAGGGCUGUCCUCCAGCGAGCGGCAGGUGGAUGCCCCUGCCCGGCUGGCUGCAGCAGACAGGGCCCCGGCGGAGGAGCCAGUGGCCGAGGCUCCCCUAGCUGCCCACGCCAAACACGCGAGCAGGGAUGGGAGCACCCAGACUGACAGCCCCCCAGACAGUGCCGCCACCUGCCUGGGCCUGGAGCCCGACGGCCUUCUGGGGUGCAGCAGUGGCCAGAGGACAGCCUUGCUGGAUUCUGUUGCUACAUCCAGAGUCCAAGACUUGUCGGACAUGGUGGAGAUACUGAUCUGAAGGAGGUGGUGCCUUGGGGACUCCGAACCACUCCCUGCUCUCCUCUGCCCUCUGCCACGUGGCCAUUCCAGCAGCCCCUACAGAGGCUGCUUCACCCUCCCCCAGCCCAGCACUCAUUCCCAUUGACCAUCUGGUCCCAGGAGCUGAGGAAGGAUGCUGCAGAGGAGAGGGGAGCUGUGAGUACCCAGCCCCCAGAAGACUCUGCUCCUUAGCCCCACAUUCCUCCUGGGCCCACGUGGAAUGAGGACUGGACCUUAACCUGCUUGC
This is a messenger RNA of Lipotes vexillifer (Yangtze River dolphin), 2852 nucleotides long. RefSeq names its product angiomotin like 2 (gene AMOTL2). The record is from RefSeq and is a predicted model, not a curated record. Lineage: Eukaryota; Metazoa; Chordata; Mammalia; Artiodactyla; Lipotidae. The transcript has 10 exons. Gene Ontology annotation, cellular component: plasma membrane; bicellular tight junction; cytoplasmic vesicle. Gene Ontology annotation, biological process: hippo signaling; regulation of cell migration; actin cytoskeleton organization. Bases 255 to 2585 code for a protein of 776 amino acids.